AUGACCACUAUUGCAAUAACUUCAUUAUUUCUGCUCUCUAUUUUCUUUUUAUCUUCUUGUAAUCCAUUACAAAACACAUCAGAUGUCAUCGAAAAACCGCAUAAGCGAUUGUAUAAUCCAUUGGUUUGCUAUGUAGAAACUGAAGGUCAACUAUACGGAGUUGAAUACCAUGAAAAUCAAAGACACGAACCAUGUGGUCCCGAUGUGAAAUACUGUCAGAAGGUCACUGCUCAUUUCAUUGCUGCUGGUGGAGAAAUUACAAAAAUCACAAUGAAAGGAUGUGACACAGUCUCAUUACUACCUCAUUUUGCCGGAUUAGAGUGCAAGGGAAACGGUUGUGCUGAACGAUCAGAAGGCGAUGAAAUCUACAAUGUCUGUUGCUGUAAUUCUGAAACAUGCAAUUCGAAUUUUCAUCUAUCUCUAUUUAUCCCUUCCAUCUUUUUCCUUAUCACCUUUUUCGUUUUUCACUAA
Messenger RNA from Caenorhabditis briggsae, 471 nucleotides. The coding region runs from base 1 to 471 and encodes 156 amino acids. The transcript is spliced from 4 exons. Lineage: Eukaryota; Metazoa; Nematoda; Chromadorea; Rhabditida; Rhabditidae. The record is from RefSeq and is a predicted model, not a curated record.